AUGCCCAAGAUUUACAAGCCCGGGAAGGUUGCGGUCGUCCUGCAGGGUCGGCACGCUGGUAAGAAGGUUGUCGUCAUCAAGCAGCACGAUGAGGGCAACAAGGAGCACGGCUUCCCCUACGUCAUUGCCGCCGGCAUUGAGCGCUACCCCCUCAAGGUGAACAAGCGCAUGGGUGCCAAGAAGCUCGCCCGCCGCAGCAAGAUCAAGCCUUUUGUCAAGGUGAUCAACUACAACCACCUCUUCCCUACCCGCUACGCUCUUGAGCUCGAGGGUCUGAAGGGUGUUGCCAGCAACGACACCUUCAAGGAGGUGUCUCAGCGCGAGGCUGCCAAGAAGGAGGUCAAGAAGCUCUUUGAGGAGCGCUACCAGAGCGGCAAGAACCGGUGGUUCUUCACUCCUCUCCGCAUGAGUGUGCACCAGGCGACGUGCACCGCGCCGGUGAACAUUGCGGUGGUAAAGUACUGGGGCAAGCGCGAUACCAAGCUCAUUCUGCCUACCAAUGACAGUCUGAGUGUGACGCUCGACCAGGACCACCUGCGUACGGUGACCACGGCGCGUGCCGAUGCGUCCUUCCAGCCCGGCGCACGCCUCUGGCUGAACGGCGUAGAAGAGGAGAUCAAGGCGGAGGGCCGCCUGGAUGCGUGCCUUGCCGAGCUGCGUCGCCUGCGUGCGGAGCGCGAGGCGGCGGACAGCUCACUGGAAAAGAUGUCGGCGUGGGGCCUGCACCUCUGCUCGGAGAACAACUUCCCGACGGCCGCCGGCCUCGCGUCGUCCGCGUCGGGCUUCGCGGCGCUCGCCGUGACGGUCGCGGAGCUGUACGGCCUGAGUGAUGUGCUCUCCCGCUCGGCGCUCUCGAUGAUUGCGCGCCGCGGCAGUGGCUCGGCGUGCCGCUCCGUCUUUGGCGGCUUUGUCGCCUGGGAGGGCGGCGAGAAGGCCGACGGUACCGACUCGCUUGCGGUCGAGGUCGCGGAGCGCGACCACUGGCCCGAGCUCGACGUGCUGAUCUGUGUCGUGAACGACGGCAAGAAGGGCACGUCGUCGACGAGCGGCAUGCAGCGCACCGUGCAGACCUCGCCGCUGCUGCAACACCGUAUCAAGCACGUCGUGCCCGAGCGCAUGCAAAAGAUGCGCGAGGCGAUCGCCAAGCGCGACUUUGCGCUCUUUACCGAGGUCACGACCGCCGACUCGAACGACUUCCACGCGUGCUGCCUCGACACGGCCCCGCCGAUCUUUUACAUGAACGACACCUCGCGUGCGAUUGUGAUGGUGGUCGAGGAGCUGAACCGCGCGCGCGCCGAGGAGGGCAAGGAUCCGAUCGCGGCCUACACCUUUGACGCGGGCCCCAAUGCGGUGCUCUACGUGCGCAAGGGCGACAUGGACGUCGUUCUGCGCACUGUGCGCCACUACUUCCCGGAUGCCGACUUUGACGACACAUUCAACCUGCUCGGUGCCGGCGCCGGCGCGUCGCACCGCGGCGAGGAGAGCAAGCAGGAGCUGCCGACGCUCCCUGCGUCCUUCAACAAAGACGUCGUACCGGUGCACCCCACGGGCAGCGUGCGCCGCAUGAUCCACACGCGCGUCGGCGACGGUCCCCGCGUGCUCGAGCGCGGCCUCGGCAAGGAGUCGCUCCUGAACGAAGAGGGUCUGCCGCUGCGUCUGCAGCGCGCCAAGCGCGCCUAA
Messenger RNA from Malassezia japonica, 1680 nucleotides. RefSeq names its product diphosphomevalonate decarboxylase (gene MVD1). The transcript has 4 exons. Gene Ontology annotation, biological process: isopentenyl diphosphate biosynthetic process, mevalonate pathway; translation. Lineage: Eukaryota; Fungi; Basidiomycota; Malasseziomycetes; Malasseziales; Malasseziaceae. Gene Ontology annotation, cellular component: ribosome; cytosol. The coding region runs from base 1 to 1680 and encodes 559 amino acids. The record is from RefSeq and is a predicted model, not a curated record. Gene Ontology annotation, molecular function: diphosphomevalonate decarboxylase activity; ATP binding; structural constituent of ribosome.